This is a messenger RNA of Cotesia glomerata, 1305 nucleotides long. RefSeq lists its product as uncharacterized. The transcript is spliced from 3 exons. NCBI's taxonomy places the organism in Eukaryota, Metazoa, Arthropoda, Insecta, Hymenoptera, Braconidae. Bases 1 to 1305 code for a protein of 434 amino acids. The record is from RefSeq and is a predicted model, not a curated record.
AUGACGACUGUGACUCGAAGCGAAAUAGCUUGCGCAGAUAUUGGUUCAACUCGCUCUUAUUUGAAAAAAACAAGUGUUCCCACUCAGAAUCUUCCUUUAGGAUCAUCUAAAGAAUGUGCUUGUCCUUCAACAGAUUCUCGAGAAGAAAGGAUACGUAGGCGAUCAAUUAAAAAAAAGUUAUUGACAAUUAAUGACAUUGAAGAGUUAAAUCUUAAUGAGAAACAAGACGAUGAACAGGAGGAAGGAGACAAACAAGAGGAUGAACAGGAGAAAGGAAAAAAACAAGGCGAUGAACAAGAAGAAGAAGAAAAAGAUGACGAUAGAAACGAGAAGGAAGUUAGCAAUAACUUAAAUCACAAUGAAACUCAUUCAAUAUCAAUUUCAACUGAGGAAAAUGCAGUAAUGUUAUUCAAAAGUAUCGGGAUACAAGUUCAAAGUGACUUGAUGAUUCAAAAAUUCUCCUCUUUAAUUACAUCAAAAGAAGAGUUAAGUACACUGACUGGAAUUCCCACUUUUGAAGUAUUAAAUUUACUUGAGGAAUUAGUAGCAACCGUACGACCAAAGCAUAAAACAUCUUCAAGAUUUGAAUUGCGAGAAAUGAUUUUGAUGACUUUUAUGAAACUAAAGCAAAAUUUAUCUUACGCUGUAUUAGCAAUUUUAUUUAAAUGCUCUAAUGAUACCUGUAAAGAUAUUAUUUUCGAUAUGAUAGACAAUUUAAAUCUGUGUUUGAAACUUGCUAUCUAUUGGCCAACAAAAGACAAUAUUUUAAAAAAUAUGCCGGAAUGUUUUAAAGGCUUCGAAAAUGUUCGCGUCGUAGUUGACUGUACAGAGAUUCGCAUACAGAGACCUUCAAAAUUAUGUUGUCAAUUACAAACUUACUCAUAUUAUAAAAGUACGUACACUGUAAAGUUUAUGACUGGCGUGACACCAGCUGGAUUAAUUUCUUUUGUUAGCAAACCUUACGGUGGACGCGUUUCGGAUAAUAUGAUUUUCGAGCAAAGUAAUUUAUUAAAAAAAAUGGACAAAAAUGAUUCAUUAUUAGCAGACAGAGGAUUCACUGUUGAAAAUCAGUGUAAAGAACAUGACGUGACUUUUAUAUCACCCUUAUUUCUUGGAGAUAAAGCUCAAUUUUCCAAGACUGAAGCAUUAUUGAACCAUAAUGUUGCAAAAGCUCGCGUUCAUAUAGAACGCAGUAAUCAAAGAUUAAAAUGUUUCAAUAUUUUAAGUCACACAAUGCCAAUGUGUCUUCUCAGUAAAGUUGAAGAAAUUUUUAAUGUCAUCUGUGGUCUACUCAGAACGUCAUAA